GUAGCGGCGGCGGCUACGACUACGGCGACGACGAGCAGCAGGCAGACAUGGCUUUCAUGCCCUACAUGCCCUUCGUCAGCCAGUACUGGCCCUUCAUCGCCGCCGGGCUCGUCUGCUACGUCGCCUCUCGCUUCCUCUACCAAUGGAACGCCUUCACGCGCGAGCAGCGCUCUAAGGACCAAGAGGCGGCGCGCGAGAGGGAGGGAGAGGGCUGCGGUGACGACGAGCUGUGCGCCGACGGCUGCGACGGGCCGACGAGCGCGCUGCCCUGGGACCUGCGCCACGUGCCGCUCAAGUUCACCCGGCUGCCCGUCGAGGAGACAAGCCGGCGCGCCGCCGAGUUCUACGAGCUGCUCAACAGGCGGCGCACCGUGCGCUUCUUCAGCGACGACCCCGUGCCCGCCGACGUCAUUCGCAACAUCGUUAGGGCGGCAGGCACAGCACCUAGUGGUGCUCACACUGAGCCUUGGACAUAUGUUGUAGUAUCAAAUCCUGAAGUCAAGCUGCAAAUCAGACAACUUGUGGAAGAAGAGGAAAAGAUAAAUUACACUAAAAGAAUGGGCGUUCAGUGGACAACUGAUUUAAAGCCACUCCGAACAAACUGGAUUAAAGAGUAUCUUACAACUGCUCCAUAUCUCAUCCUUGUAUUUAAGCAGCUCUAUAGCUUAAAGGAAGAUGGAACAAAAGUCAUACAUUAUUACAAUGAGAUGAGUGUUGCAAUGGCAGCAGGAAUACUCAUCACAGCUGUACAUUAUGCUGGGCUUGUAUCACUCACUAGCACACCACUCAACUGUGGACCAGCACUACGUAAACUGUUGGGACGGCCAGCAAAUGAGAAACUUACUCUCUUGCUGCCAGUUGGAUACCCUGCAGAUGAUGCUACUGUACCUGAUCUCAAACGCAAGCCACUAGAAGAUAUACUGAUUGAAAUAUAGGACACUAAGUAUUUCUGUGAGCUACUAUUUAGCUUACAAGGACACUGCCACAAUAAAGUGCAAUUUUUUUCUUUACUUUUCUAGAUUUAUGAAUACUUGUUAUACAUUAACAAUUCUGUGUAUCAUUUAUUGCACAAUUCUUGUGUGGAUUUGUACCAUAAAUACAGAAAACUUGUAACCUGUG
Messenger RNA from Schistocerca nitens (vagrant locust), 1119 nucleotides. RefSeq names its product iodotyrosine deiodinase 1 (gene Iyd). The transcript has 5 exons. Gene Ontology annotation, molecular function: oxidoreductase activity. The record is from RefSeq and is a predicted model, not a curated record. NCBI's taxonomy places the organism in Eukaryota, Metazoa, Arthropoda, Insecta, Orthoptera, Acrididae. Bases 48 to 935 code for a protein of 295 amino acids.